AUGAAUAAAAAUAAUAAUGAUGGUCACUUUGAAAAUUCGACAUCAACAUCAUCAUCACUUAAUGAUAGAAAAGGAACAGAAAAAAAAGAUAAUCAUAUAAUACAAAAUUUUUCAACAGAUUUAGAUCUAAAUAAAAAUGAAAAUAUUAGCGAAAAUAUAACAACAGAUUUAAAUUCUUCUUAUAUAAGUGAUGAAGAUGAUAACCAAGAAUAUAAUAAUGAGGAUGAAGAUUAUGAUCAGCAGGAUGAUCACUAUAAAAGUGAUUUUUUUAAUUCUGUAUCAAAAAAUUAUAAAAAUACAACAUCAACAACAACAACAACAACAAAUAAAGCGCAUAUAAACAAUAUUGAAAACGAUAUCAAUAAUAAUAAUAAUAAUAAUAAUAUAGUUUUAGUAAAUACAAAAAAUACAUUACAAUAUUCACAAAAAGAAACAAAUAAAAUAAGGAAAAAAAAUACUAAAAAAUUAUUAGAAUACGAUAAAAAUAACCUUGAAUAUACUUUAAAUAGAUUAAAAAAUUCUUCAAAUUAUUGUGGUAGUGAAUUUUCAAGGUUAUUAUUAUCUGUAAAUUCAAUUUGUAAUAAUAUAACAAAAUUAUCACACGAUAAUAUGGAAAACUAUUCAAAUAUUAUAGAUAAAACAACAUUUGAAAGUAUAAAAUGCGCAGAAUCAAUGAAAAUGUUGAUUAAUAAUAUGGAGUUAUUAAAUUCUGAUAUAUUUGAAAUUUAUAAAUUAAAUAAUCAAACGGAAGUAUUUUUUUUUUUUUUUUUUUUUUUUUUUUUUUUUUUUUUUUUUUAA
Molecule: messenger RNA, 798 nt
Organism: Dictyostelium discoideum AX4
Lineage: Eukaryota; Evosea; Eumycetozoa; Dictyosteliales; Dictyosteliaceae
Exons: 2
Coding region: 1-798 (265 amino acids)
Source: RefSeq, a predicted model, not a curated record